Dichotomopilus funicola is the source of this 2817-nucleotide messenger RNA. RefSeq lists its product as uncharacterized. Gene Ontology annotation, molecular function: ferric-chelate reductase activity. The record is from RefSeq and is a predicted model, not a curated record. Lineage: Eukaryota; Fungi; Ascomycota; Sordariomycetes; Sordariales; Chaetomiaceae. Gene Ontology annotation, cellular component: plasma membrane. Bases 1 to 2817 code for a protein of 938 amino acids. The transcript has 2 exons. Gene Ontology annotation, biological process: iron ion transport; copper ion import; intracellular iron ion homeostasis.
AUGGCGGCGCAAAUACCACCGGCGCUGCGCAGCGCAGUCGACGCUGCUUCAGACACUCUCGCGCAUCUCACAAAACGAAUCAACAUCCCGCUCGCGCCCAACAGCCCACCCGGCCUAGUACAGGCGCUCACGCUGGACCCAUGGACGGAGUCGGGCAAGUACGGGCUGGGAUGGACGUAUUUUGCGCUGGCGAUCGGCUUGCUGGCGGUGUUGAUGCGGGUGUGGCACUACUGGCAGGACAAGAUUCGGCAGGCCAUCUACAAGCAGGAGAUGGAGGAGCACUUCCAGGCGCUGUACUCGCUCGACCCCGGGUGGGAUCGGUCUGCGGCGCUCGCGACGGGCGCCACGAUCGCCGAUUCGAAUCGGCAUUUCUUUCCGGAUGAGGCGCCACAGCCAGGGUCGGGAGGACUGGAGGACCAAAAGUUCAAGCCCCGGGCGCACUUUUCUUCGGUCGGGUUCGUCAACGACACGCUGGCGCUGUUCCGAUGGGUGUUUUACCGCCCCAUCCCAGACGUGGUGGUGCCGGGGACCAAGUUCCGGUUCACGUUCAGCUCGCUGGCGGUGCUGUUCUGCGUGUUCAUCGCGCUCUCGUUCGUGACGGUGUUUUGCUUCCUGCAGCAGCCGCUGUACUGGCAGAGCAUCCGCUUCGGGUCGCCUCCGCUGGCGAUUCGGUCGGGCAUGAUCGCCGUCGCCAUGACCCCCUGGAUCGUGGCCACUAGCACCAAGGCCAACGUCUUGACGUUGAUCACGGGGAUCGGCCCGGAGCGUCUUAACGUGUUCCACCGCUGGCUGGCGUACCUGUGCCUGUUCAUGUCGCUGGUGCACAUGGUGCCCUUCUUCAUCCAGCCGGUGUGGGAGGACGGCGGGAUGCAGGUGUUCCAAACACUAUUCCCGCCCGACAGCGGCAUGAUCAUCUACGGUUCCGGCAUCGCGUGCUUCGUGCCGUUGUGCUGGCUCUGCGUGGGGUCGCUGCCCAUCCUGCGGCGUACGGCAUACGAGUUGUUCUCGCUGCUGCACGCGCCCGUGGGGUACAUCUACGUGGGCGUGCUGUUCUGGCACACCAAGAAUUUCCUCAUGUCGUGGGGCUACCUAGGCGCGUCGGCGGGCAUUAUUGUGUUGUGCAAUAUCUACCGGCUCUGGAACCUCAACUGGGUGCGACCCUGGCGCAUGGCCUGGCUGGUUGGCGACGAGGCCGCCAUCAACAUCAUGACCGAGAACGCCAUCAAGAUCACCAUCCCGACCCAGAUGCGCUGGAAGCCGGGUCAGUACGUCUACCUGCGCAUGCCGGGCAUCUCACUGCUGGAGAAUCACCCUUUUACCAUCUCGUCGUUGUGCAGCGAGGAUUUCCCCUCCGAGUACGGCGAGGCGUACCGUGAUUGUGUGCUGGUGUUCCGCCCCUACGGCGGCUUCACUCGCCGGGUGCUCGAGACGGCCAUCGAAAAGGGGCCCUUCCACACCUACCGGGCCUUUCUCGACGGUCCCUACGGUGGCAUGCGCCGCGAGCUGGCCGCGUUUGAUACCUGCAUCCUCAUCGCCGGCGGCAGCGGCAUCACCUCGCUCAUGUCGCAGCUGCUGAACCUCAUCAAGCGCAUGCGCGACGGCAAAGCCAUUACCAAGAAGAUCGUGGUCGUCUGGGCCCUCAAACGCCUCGAGGCUAUGGACUGGUUCCGCGAGGAACUGCGCAUCUGCCGCGAGGCUGCUCCGCCCGAGAGCGUCACCUGCAAGUUCUUUGUUACCUCCUCGGUGCGACACAAGGAGGCACCGGGAGCCGCAAGCGGGUACCAAGGCCGCGCGCCCCGGCCCCUGAGUAACCUGUUCCACGACAAGCUGGACGGGUUCGUCGCGGGCAUCGCGAGCAAGCGCAACAGCGCCUUCAUCGCGGCCGAGGCGCAGGGGGAUCCAGACCGUGAACAGGAACUGCGGCGCGAAGACGAGGACCGCAUUACAGCGCUGCCGCAGCAAAAGUAUCUCCAACCACAUACCAUCCCACCGGCACCGCCCGGUCCACCGCCGGGUAACAGCGGGUUGACCCCGGCCGAGGAAGCACUCCGUCAACUCGAAGGCCGCGGAGCUGCUCCUGCCGCUGCUGCUCCUCCUUCUACCUCAUCCGGCAGCCACCACCAGAGUAAAAAGAGUGACGGCGAGUUCCAUUUCCCGCCCCUCGGUGCCUCGCGCGCUGAUGGGAACACCCCGCACUUUAACUAUGCACCGCCGGCGGGUAGACAGCGGUACAGCCAGAUCUUGUCCGAAGCCGCUGCCGAGCCGCGUCACAGUGGUGCUUACAGCGGUGGUGGUGGUCAAGGUCAAGGUCAAGGCCAAGCGGACUACCCGAACAACAACACCAACAACAACCCCGAAGGCAAUACCGAGGGUAACAACGACCUCCGCCCCCCCGAACUCGCCCACCUCCGCACCAACGUCCCCAACACCACCAACGGUUUCACCCGCCCCCGUCCCACCAGCACCAUAGGCGGCGGCGGCCCCCCAGCAGGUUUCGACUUCGGUUUCCCCGAAACCCCCACCGACUUCCAACGCUCCCUGAUGCGUUUCGCCUUCCCCAUCCCGCACGAGAUUGAUGCCGACAGCGGAUGGAGCGUGGAAUACGGCCGGCCAGACUUGGGGUAUAUGCUGAAGCAGUGGGCUACGGGGGGGCCGGAGGGGAGGGGGAUUUUGGGACGGAGGACGGCGGUGUUUGUUUGUGGACCGCCGGCUAUGAGGGUUGGUGUGGCGACGACGGUGGCGAGGUUGCAGGCGGAGAUUUGGGGGGAUGAGAUGCUGGAGGAGAUUUUUUUGCAUACGGAGAAUUAUGCUUUGUAG